AUGCUGAAACAACAAGUGGAUGAAGUGAAGCGACUUUGGAGUUUGAUGGCAUUUACAAUGGGUGAGUCACCUGUUGUUGUUGUGUUAAGUGGAAGUAUGGAACCUGCAUUUCAACGAGGUGAUAUUUUGUACCUUGACAAUAAUAAACAACAGCUUGAAAUUGGUGAUAUUGUCGUGUAUAAAGUCAAAGGUCGAGACAUUCCGAUCGUUCAUCGUUUACUUGAACUACAUGAGCGUGCAUCAGAUGGAAAGCAUGUGUAUCUAACAAAAGGUGACAAUAACAAUGUGGACGACCGUGGAUUGUACGCAUUUGGUCAAUUGUGGCUUGAACGUGAAGACAUCAUUGGUGUUGCUCGAGCUUCAAUCCCCUAUGUUGGCAUGCUCACAAUUCUACUUAACGAUUAUCCAAUGCUCAAGUACCUAAUGGUAGGUGGCAUGGCCGUUUUAGUCCUCACUCAACGAGAAUAA
This is a messenger RNA of Plasmopara halstedii, 468 nucleotides long. RefSeq names its product signal peptidase i. NCBI's taxonomy places the organism in Eukaryota, Oomycota, Peronosporomycetes, Peronosporales, Peronosporaceae. The transcript is spliced from 6 exons. The record is from RefSeq and is a predicted model, not a curated record. Gene Ontology annotation, molecular function: serine-type endopeptidase activity. Gene Ontology annotation, cellular component: membrane; signal peptidase complex. Bases 1 to 468 code for a protein of 155 amino acids.